This is a messenger RNA of Trypanosoma theileri, 915 nucleotides long. RefSeq lists its product as uncharacterized. The record is from RefSeq and is a predicted model, not a curated record. NCBI's taxonomy places the organism in Eukaryota, Euglenozoa, Kinetoplastea, Trypanosomatida, Trypanosomatidae. The coding region runs from base 1 to 915 and encodes 304 amino acids. The transcript has a single exon.
AUGGUAAUGAUGCGCUACGUGCUGUGUAUCCUCGCUCUCCUGCUCUCAUGUGCGUGUGUGCACGUCCUCGCUGAAGAAGUGCCUGCCGCCGAUCUUUCCGACCAAGUCCCUGAUACGGAGAGUGAGACGAAGAUUCUUCUUCAAGGUACUCCUGUCCAUGGUGCCGCUGGUCAGGAGCCUCAUAAAGAGAAAGAAACGUUGACAGGUACUCGGAAAACAGAAUGUGAGGGAACAACUGGUGAGGAAGCAGAGAAGGAACACUGCAAAACACCACCCACGGUGGUGUCUAACCCAGAAGAAGUUCAAAUGGUACAGGAAGAACAAACUGACAGCCGUAAAGAUCUGCAAAACAAUGCAAGCCAACCUGGAAGUGGUCAUGGUGAUUCCACGGCAGUAAAGAACAGAGAACAAACUGGACAAAGGGAGGGAAAUGAACAAGAUGGAGGUCCGGAAGGUAACAAAAGGAACCAACAACAAUCUGUCAGUGGACCAGAAACAGUUACAUCUGGAAGAACACAAGUCCCCAGUAGCAGGGAUCAAGACACACCAGAGCGACAGGCACAGGGAAGUAAUACACAACCUCAAGAAGAUCGAAACACACAACCUUCUUCUUCUGUAAACCAAUCCGGCAAUUCGGAAACAGAGAAUGCCACUGAAACUGAUAAUGGAGCGAAUGGAAAUAUUGCCACAAAUGCGCAGAGUGCGUCCACAAGCAACGAAGAAAGUCUUGAAGGUAAUACAGAUACACCCACCACUACCACCACCACCACCACAACAACAACAACAACACUUCCUCCUGAACUCACAAACAACAAGAAGGGUGAUGCAGACAGCAGCAGCAGUAUCAGCAGUUCUGUGUGGGUGCGUGUACCACUACUGAUUGUGGUUACACUGGCCUGUAUUCUUGUGUACUGA